AUGGCUGCCACAUACGGUGAUGUGCGGCAUUUAUUGCCAAACAACUAUAAGAACCUGAUUUCGUCAUGGUUGGAAGAGGAUUGCCCCAGUCUGGACUAUGGUGGUUUCGUCGUCGGCGAGUCGGAAGGUGAAGCACGGUUAUUAGGCAAGAGCAAGGGCAUUAUCGCUGGUGCACCAUUUGUCGACGAGGUGUUCUCCCAGCUCGGAUGCACCAUCGAAUGGCACAUUAAGGAAGGCCAACCUCUCUCUUUAGACCCGAUCCAUCACUGCGCGACCGUCCGCGGUCCCGUCCGCAAAAUCCUCCUCGGCGAGCGUGUCGCCCUCAACAUCCUCGCCCGUUGUUCUGGAAUCGCCACCAAAAGCGCGUCUAUGCUUGCUGCUCUACGUGCUCAGGGUUGGCAGGGUACUCUUGCUGGUACAAGAAAGACCACACCCGGAUUUCGAGUCGUCGAGAAAUACGGCAUUUUGAUCGGUGGCGCGGACCCCCACCGCCACGACUUGAGUCAUAUGACAAUGCUGAAGGAUAACCACGUCUGGGCCUGUGCGAAUAACCGCGCCGCGGCUGAUGGGGGCGUCGCUGAUCCUAAUGACAUUGUAUCCAUUGCUGCUGCCAUUCCGCGCGCGGUGCAAGCUGCCAAGUCGGCGGGUGGAUUUGCGACCAAGGUGGAGGUAGAGUGUCGCAGUAUUGAGGAGGCUAACGCUGCGAUUGGAGCUGGCGCUGAUGUGAUUAUGUUGGAUAAUUUCACGCCAGAUGGUGUCCGCGAGGCAGCAAAGCAACUCAAGUCAGAAUGGGCGGGGAAGCAGCGCUCGUUCUUGAUUGAGGUUAGUGGGGGUCUGACAGAGGAGAACGCAGCGGCGUAUACCUGUCCAGAUGUGGAUAUCUUGUCCACCAGCUCUAUUCACCAGGGCACAGGUAUUGUCGACUUCUCGCUCAAAGUCUCGUUGCGAUAG
Messenger RNA from Penicillium angulare, 951 nucleotides. RefSeq names its product nicotinate-nucleotide diphosphorylase (carboxylating). The record is from RefSeq and is a predicted model, not a curated record. Gene Ontology annotation, biological process: quinolinate catabolic process; NAD+ biosynthetic process. The transcript has 3 exons. Gene Ontology annotation, cellular component: cytoplasm. Gene Ontology annotation, molecular function: nicotinate-nucleotide diphosphorylase (carboxylating) activity. Lineage: Eukaryota; Fungi; Ascomycota; Eurotiomycetes; Eurotiales; Aspergillaceae. Bases 1 to 951 code for a protein of 316 amino acids.